AUGACGAGUGGGAAGAUUGCUGCGCAACAUGCGACUCUGGCAUGCUACAAAGCCCUCAUGAAAACCAAUCCUCAGCUUGUUCAACACUGGGAAAGAAUUGGGCAAGCCAAGAUAGCUUUACGAGUAAAUUCCGAGGAUGAGCUUCUCGAACUUGAAGCCAUUGCCAAAAGUCUGAACCUAUGCGCUCGUUCAAUACUGGACGCAGGUCGGACACAGAUUGCCGCUGGCUCGCGGACAGUCCUAGGUAUUGGUCCUGCUCCCGUCGACCUCAUAAACCAAGUGACUGGACACCUGAAACUACUUUAA
Molecule: messenger RNA, 306 nt
Organism: Coniophora puteana RWD-64-598 SS2
Lineage: Eukaryota; Fungi; Basidiomycota; Agaricomycetes; Boletales; Coniophoraceae
Product: peptidyl-tRNA hydrolase
Exons: 5
Coding region: 1-306 (101 amino acids)
Cellular component (GO): cytosol; mitochondrion
Molecular function (GO): peptidyl-tRNA hydrolase activity
Source: RefSeq, a predicted model, not a curated record